This is a messenger RNA of Prunus mume (Japanese apricot), 1153 nucleotides long. RefSeq names its product endochitinase-like. The record is from RefSeq and is a predicted model, not a curated record. Gene Ontology annotation, biological process: chitin catabolic process; cell wall macromolecule catabolic process; defense response to fungus. Gene Ontology annotation, molecular function: chitin binding; chitinase activity. Lineage: Eukaryota; Viridiplantae; Streptophyta; Magnoliopsida; Rosales; Rosaceae.
ACACAUCCCCACGAAACCCAAUCCACAGAUCAAAAAGACAUCAAACACUUUCGGAAAAGGAAAAUGAAGUUACAGAGUCUUAUCAUUUUAUCCCUAGCUUUGUUGUUAGGGAUCUCAGCAGAGCAAUGUGGGAGGCAAGCUGGAAAUGCAGUGUGCCCCAAUGGGCUGUGCUGCAGCCAAUAUGGGUGGUGCGGCAGCACAGCUGCUUAUUGCGCCACUGGUUGCCAGAGCCAAUGUGCCUCGACCCCUAAACCAACCCCAACCCCAACCCCAACCCCAACUCCAAGUGGUGGCGGUGGUGAUGUCAGCAGCGUCGUUAGCUCAGCUGUUUUUGACCAGAUGCUCAAGUACCGAAAUGACGCGAGAUGCAAAAGUAAUGGGUUCUACAAGUAUGAUGCUUUCAUUGCUGCUGCUCGGACUUUUAGUGGGUUUGGCACAACUGGGGAUGUUACUGUCCGGAAGAGGGAGCUUGCUGCUUUCUUGGCUCAAACCUCUCAUGAGACUACUGGAGGAUGGGCAACUGCACCAGAUGGACCAUAUGCAUGGGGAUAUUGCUUUAUCAAUGAAAAUAACCAAGAUGUAUAUUGUACACCAUCCGCCCAAUACCCCUGCGCUGCCGGCAAGAAAUAUUACGGCAGAGGACCCAUCCAACUCACGCACAACUACAACUAUGGUCAAGCGGGUAAAGCAAUCGGACAGGAUCUGAUAGCCAAUCCGGAUCUAGUGGCCACUGACCCGGUUGUAUCAUUCAGGACAGCUAUAUGGUUCUGGAUGACCCCACAGGGAAACAAGCCAUCGAGCCAUGACGUCAUCACUGGCAGGUGGAGCCCAUCUGCUGCAGACACGUCGGCCGGUCGGGUCCCCGGGUAUGGAGUGAUCACCAAUAUAAUCAACGGUGGGCUUGAAUGUGGGCAUGGCCAGGAUGAUAGGGUGGCUAGUAGGAUUGGGUUCUACAAAAGGUAUUCUCAGAUUUUGGGAGUGAGCCCAGGGGACAACUUGGACUGUUACAGCCAAAGGCCUUUUGCCUAAAAAAGACAAAAGGGCUAAAAUAAUCUUAUGUACGGUCUACCAAAUAAUACAAUAAUCAUCCUAUGUAAUAGGAAAUGUCUCGUUUCUAUUUCAUAAAUAAAAGCUUGUUACUUAGCAUUUGCAC